Molecule: messenger RNA, 2103 nt
Organism: Sycon ciliatum
Lineage: Eukaryota; Metazoa; Porifera; Calcarea; Leucosolenida; Sycettidae
Product: 2',5'-phosphodiesterase 12-like
Exons: 1
Coding region: 124-1860 (578 amino acids)
Biological process (GO): nuclear-transcribed mRNA catabolic process, deadenylation-dependent decay
Cellular component (GO): mitochondrion
Molecular function (GO): 3'-5'-RNA exonuclease activity
Source: RefSeq, a predicted model, not a curated record
UUCAAAAAAUAUCGAUAGAAAUCAAAAUGUGCAAUCGAUGAAAAAUGUUUGGAUCAGUCUACAAAAAAUAGCUAGAAGAAAUUGAGCUGAGGGAUAUAGAACUUUCACGGUGAUACCGCCACCAUGGCUGGUAAUCUUGCCCGCCUUGGUCAUCGUGGCUUCCGUCUCUUCGGACUUCCACCUACCACAUCCUCUUUGAGAUGGAUGUGCUCUCCUGCAACUGUGAGGAGUGAGCCAGUAACUGUUCGUAUCACAGAGGGCUCAUUGUAUGUGAGCAUAUUUCUCAGGUCUGGAGGAACUAGCCGGAUGAUUAACCGAGUGCGGACGGAUCCGUUUGAAGGGACCCUUGAGCGCAUCGGUCUUCUAUCCACAGUCGCCACUGGUAAUAGUGGUGGUGAUGCACUACCUGUUGAGCUGCACGAUAAAAAUGGAGAGCCCAAGCAACCAGGGACAUUGAACGUGCAUGCAUUCGACAAUGGUGACGUGCUGAAAAUAGGUGAUGUUGAGCACGUAGUGACCGUGAAUCCUCCAUGCGUGCUUGGAAUUUCCUUCGCGAGCUAUCUUACUGUUGGCGUACAUGUUAACCCGGUCAUACAUUCAGAGCAGUGUGAACCUGACCAGCUGUGCUAUGAGUGGCGGCGAGUGAUUACGAACGAUGAUGGCACAACCCGGGAGGAGGUAAUUUGCACUGAGAGAGAUUACACGCCGACCGAGGAAGAUAUUGGAUGCAGACUUUCACUGUCCGUGUGGCCAAUCAUGCCAGAAGGUUUACCUGAUGCACCGCCGGUGACAAUAUCACCAUUAACAAUUGUGGAGAAAGACACCCGGCAACUGGGCUACGUUGAGCGUGCCAAGCACACUGCUGAGGCGUAUCCAGUAGACUCGGACAAGCUGCGUGUAUUGUCGUACAACAUCCUGGGUGAGAUGUAUGCUGUUGAUCCAACUGGCAAAAACGACAACUACCCCUACUGCGAAGUGAAAGGUGUGCAAACGAAUUAUCGUGACAUGAUCUUAGGCCGUGAAUUGCCCGCUUACAACGCAGAUAUUCUGUGCCUACAGGAAGUAGAGGAGCGGCGGUUUCAUCAGCCUGUGCUGACAAGUUUGCCUGGCUAUGAUGGCAGGACUGCACUCAAGAAGGAGUUACGCGAGGGCAUGAGCACUCUGUGGAGAACGGACCGGUUUACGCACAUGGAGUCAAAGAGCUUUAUUAUCAAGGAGGAAUUGUUUGAGAACCCGAUCUGCGCUAAUUUCUUCCAGCAUCUGCCUUUCCGAAUCCGUAAUGCGUUCAAGUCACGAAACACAACACUGCAACUUAUUCAUCUCCAGCAGAAGAGUGAUGGCCGUGAUAUCAUUGUGGGGAAUACUCAUUUGUACUAUCAUCCAGUUGCUUCUGAUCAGCGUCUGGCCAUGUCAUUUGUGAUCAUGAAGCUGAUGGCCGACUACAAGCAGUCUGUGGCCAAGUGGACAAAGUGUCCCCUGCCACCAGCACUGCUACUGUGUGGCGAUUUCAACGGCAAUCACGAGCGAGCCGUCCAUGACAUCAUCACCACCGGCAGGCUGAGCCAAAGCCAUCCUAAUCGGAUCAGUGACGACAACCGUGAUGUCAUUGAGCACUCCUGUGAGCAUGAGUUGAAGUUUGGCUCGGUGGCACCUCAUGAGUCUGUGCCGUGGUCCAACUUCACAGAGUCGUUCGUGUCGCUCCUCGACUUUGUUUACUUUGAGGAUUGCGCGUUCGAGCUUGAGAAGGUCGUGCCCAUGCCGAGUGAGGAAACAGUGAAAGAGUACACAGCUCUUCCAUCGGUGCGGUUCUGCUCGGACCAUUUGCCAGUCAUUGGUGACAUGAAGUUCAAGAGCAUGUGAUGGCCGAGCAGGCAAAGGCAUUGCAUGUCUUCACAACUCAGUACCGUUGUGUUCUGUAUCCUUGACACCGCAUUGUGGGCCAUUGACAUAUUAUGCCGUCAUGGCAGCUUUUGAGUAUGGGAUUUAGUCUCCUGAAGAGUUCCUACUACAUUGUAUGAUACCCAUUUCAGUCGAGAUGGAAUAAUAAAUAACAUGAAUGACCCAUUACCGUAAAGUACCAUUAAUCCUCCGCUUCCUCUCUAA